GUCGGACAAAUUUGAAAUUAAGCGCAUGUCGGAUUUCUAUGCACUACUUUUUUUUAAGAAAAAACAAACAUUUUUUCUAAAUCUAAUGCUGCUCCAAUUAAAAGGUCGUACUAAUAAAAUAAAUAAGUGAAAUCAACUAAAAUUAAUAUUUUUAACAGAGGAAUAGUAGUUUAAAAGUUGUAUACAUAAAUGCAACUUAGAGCUGGUCUGUGCAACAAAUUUCAAUUAAAGACAACUGCUAUCUACAGACCAUUGAUAAGAUACUUGCCAUCAUUAUGUGCAAAAGCAAGUCCAACAUUAAGUCUCUUAGAGAAACAUACCACUGAAGUUAAAAUACAGCAUAGGAAAAUAAACAAAUAUAUCGCUGGAGCAAAGUCAUCUUUAUUCAAGAAGUUUUUUUAUUGGGAUCAAAAUGCACUAAUUAAAGUUCCUUCUUGGUUACUGUCUGUUGGUCCUUCAAAUAAAAAGUCCAAUAAUUCUUUUAAAGAAAAUGAAGGCAAUGAAAAUCCAGAUGGAAAGAAUCAGGAAAACAAUCCUUACAAUGGGCCAAAUUUUUUUUUAUGGGCAAUCGGAUUUUUUCUAAUUAGUGUGCUUUUAAAGAAUGGUGGCAAUGGAGGCAUUCCAGAGACGUCAUGGCCAGUUUUUUUACGACUUAUGUUGCAGACUGGAGAAGUUGAUAGAUUGACUGUCUCUUCAAAUCAAGAUCAAGUUUAUGUUUUUCUUAAAGAAGGCGCACAAAUUAACGGUAGAGAGGUUAGUAGUUCUGGUCCCGAUUAUAAAUUUUCAAUUGGAAAUCUUCAGAGGUUUGAAGAAAAUCUAAUUGCUGAGCAGAAAAAGCUUGGUAUUGAAUCACCUGAUUACAUUCCAGUAUCAUAUAGUUCUUCAAAUAAAAGCAAGUUUUCUCUUCUGGAAAUUAUGAUGAUAGGAGGUGCAGCAUUGGCAUUUAUUUUUUACUUUAUUUCCAAUAAAACUAAAGGAGGUCUAGGAUUUGGUUCAUUUGGAAAUCCAUUUUUACGUCAUACGGUUGCCAAAGCAACAAUAAUCAAACCAGGAUCUAAGCAGGGAAUAAGUUUCAAAAAGGUUGCUGGAAUGAAUGAAGCAAAACAAGAAGUAAUGGAGUUUGUGGAUUUCCUUAAAAAUGCAGAUAAAUUUAAAGAAUUAGGAGCAAAAAUGCCAAAGGGUGCUUUACUUUGUGGACCACCAGGAACUGGAAAAACAUUGUUAGCUAAAGCUAUAGCUACAGAAUCUUCUGUUCCGUUUCUCUCCAUGGCGGGUUCAGAUUUUGUUGAAAUGUUUUCAGGGGUUGGUGCUGCUAGAGUACGAGAUUUAUUUUCUCAAGCUCGUAAAAUGUCUCCAUGUAUUGUGUAUGUUGAUGAAAUUGAUGCAAUUGGAAGAGCAAGAAGACCAGGACAAGGUGGCAACAGUGAACAAGAAAGUACCUUGAAUCAACUACUUGUUGAAAUGGAUGGUAUAAACAGUGGAGAAGGAGUGGUUAUGUUAGCCUCAACAAAUAGACCUGAUAUUCUUGAUCAGGCUUUGAUGCGUCCUGGUCGCUUUGAUCGAACCAUUACAAUUGAUUUACCUACACUUGUUGAGCGUAAAGACAUUUUUGAAAUCUAUUUAAGUGAUUUAAAGUUAGGGAGUUCAUUAACUAAAUACUCUGAGAGAUUAGCAGAACUCACCCCUGGAAAAAGCGGAGCUGAUAUAGCAAACAUUUGUAAUGAGGCUGCGUUGCAUGCAGCUCGGUUAAAUGAAAAAUGUGUGGACUCUGCAAACUUUGAGUAUGCUGUUGAACGUGUAAUUGCAGGCAUUCAAAAGCGUACAAAUACAAUGAGUGAUAUAGAAAGACGUAUAGUUGCAUAUCAUGAAGCUGGUCAUGCUAUUGUCAAUUGGAUGUUAAAAUACACUGAACCUGUGCUUAAGAUAUCAAUUAUACCUCGAACGUCUUCUCCUUUUGGAUACACGCAAAAGUUUCCACUUGACAUUAAACUUCAUACUAAUGAACAGUUAUUUGACAUGAUGUGUGGACAUUUAGGUGGAAGGGCUGCAGAGGCAAUUACUUUUGGGCGCAUAACAACUGGAGCUGAGGAUGAUCUAAAGUUAGUAACUAAAAUGGCUUAUCAGCAGAUUGUAACAUUUGGUAUGAAUGAGCGUAUUGGACCUAUAUCAUUUAGAAUGAAAAACAGUGAGGAAAUUUCACGCAAACCAUAUAGUGACGCUCUAGCACGUAUAAUAGAUGAGGAAGCUCGUUCACUUGUUUCAAAAGCAUUAGAUGUUACUAAUAAAGUUAUAACAGAAAAUAAAAUCAAACUUGACAAGCUUGCCAGUGAAUUGUUAGAAAAAGAAGUUAUUAAUCACGAUACAUUAAUUCAAAUUAUUGGUCCCCCGCCAUUUGGUGACAAACGUGAAACUUAUUAUAAAAAAGCUUUUCAAUCUACAUGAAAAAUAACAUGAAAAUGAGUUUUUUUGAAAUAAGAUAUAUUUUGAGCACAA
Hydra vulgaris (swiftwater hydra) is the source of this 2493-nucleotide messenger RNA. Its product is annotated as mitochondrial inner membrane m-AAA protease component paraplegin. The record is from RefSeq and is a predicted model, not a curated record. Gene Ontology annotation, cellular component: m-AAA complex; membrane. Gene Ontology annotation, biological process: mitochondrial protein processing. Gene Ontology annotation, molecular function: zinc ion binding; metalloendopeptidase activity; ATP-dependent peptidase activity. Lineage: Eukaryota; Metazoa; Cnidaria; Hydrozoa; Anthoathecata; Hydridae.